AUGGCAGAACCUACUGACAGUCAGUUGCAUUCGGCGAUUAAAGAAAUACUUAAGGAUGCCGAUCUAUCCGUGGUCACCGCAAAAACGGUCCGGAAGACUCUAGAGGAUCGAUUUAACAUUGACUUAUACGAUCGAAAAUCGAGUAUCGACAAAAUGAUAAUGAAGGUCUUGGAAACAAGGGAAGAAAAAGCCCCUGCCUCGUCCGAUGAGUCUGAAUCGGAUGACGAUUUGGAUAACCCGGUUGAGGACUCGUUUUCUUCCAAAAAGAGGAAAGUGUCGUCAGACGACAACUAUGCGCGAAGUCUGCAAGCUGAAGAAAAUGGCAUGAGACGCCGCAAAGUUGCUUCCAAGUCAGGACAGCAGCGUACACCAAAGAGCACCGGCAAGGGAGGUGGAUUCACGAAACCGGUUACCCUCUCCGACGAAAUGGCAGCGUAUCUCGGUGAACCUGCUCUUUCCCGGGCCGAACUAGUCAAACGCUUUUGGAAAGAAGCCAAAGAAAAGCAGUUAUUUGAUCCUGAAAACAAACAGUUCGUAAUUUGUGACGACGGGUGGAAGAAGCUGUUUGGAAAGAGCCGAUUUAGAAUGUUUGGCAUAUCAAAGCUUUUGAAUCAGCACAUUAUAAAAUAA
This is a messenger RNA of Mesocestoides corti, 630 nucleotides long. The record is from the annotation of a GenBank genome assembly. Lineage: Eukaryota; Metazoa; Platyhelminthes; Cestoda; Cyclophyllidea; Mesocestoididae.